AUGACCCCAGUAGGUCUUGAUGAUUUCUACGUCGAUUGGAGUUCUUUCGAGGCACAGGACUUCAAGACAUCGCCGCAUGAGCUGCAAGCUACGGCGUACUCUCCAGUCAAGCACUUUUUCCAGUGGGAAGAGUUUGAUGCGAAGGGCAAUCCAAAACCAAUUGGGCAAAGGUUUUCCCACCUGUUCUUCUAUGGUGUCAACCUCCCAGAUGAAUCCGAAUGGCGCUUUGAACGGCCGCUUGGCAAAGGCUCCUUUGGAGCGGCAGCACUAUUCGUAAAGGUCGAUGAAACGCAAAAUGUUGUCGAUCAAUUUGCAUUGAAAGUGGCCGAUCUGAAAUACAAUGAAUGUCUUCACGAGAAUAAGGCUGGCCUCACUCACGAGGCCGCUGUCAUGGCCCAGACCAAUGCCUUCAAAUCGGAAAGCGUUGUCCGACUACGGCAAUUCAAUGUUAGUGGGGAUUAUGGCCGGUAUUACUCGGAAUUCUGCCCAUACGACAGCCUGGAGUCUUUGCGGCUGAAGUACAAGGCUUGGAAUAUGUACCUUCCGGAGGCCUUUUUAUGGCACGUCUUCUACGCUCUGGCAGAGGGAUGCCUGAAAUUCAGUAUUGGCCCUUUCAAGAACCUCGCCUCAAGUCGCUUUGGUCAACACUUCCCUGGAGCAUAUCUCCUGCACAAUGACAUCAAGACGGAGAACAUCCUUCUAGGCUCUAAUAUCACCAAAGACGGCAAGCGGCAGUGGUAUCCGGUCGCCAAAUUUGCAGACUUCGGUUUGUCCAUAAUCACGAACCCGUAUGAGGCAUUGAGGAACACAGCUCGCUUUCUGCAAAAAGGAACGAAAGUGUGGUACCCACCAGAACAACGAUCCUCCAUGAUGACAGACUACAAGAAAUAUUAUUUCAUUCAGCCGGGCAUCAAUUCGCUGCGCCGGGACGAACACAAAAUUCUGGCACAAGCGAACAUAUGGGCCGUUGGUGCCGUCAUGUGGAGCUUACUCACUCUAGACGAGAUUGAUGAUCUGAGCGACCGCAUAAACGAUAUUCUCAUGGGCAAGACUCGCACGUUCGACGGCAUGAAUAUUGUAAAACGCUUCCACCCGGGAGUCAAUCGCCGAUAUAGCUCUGAGCUACUUGAGCUUGUCCAGGCGUGCUUGCGAAUGAGGACGCAAGACAGACCGAGCCCGCAGGAUCUGUUCAGAGAUGUGCGCCGGCAUUUACGCCACUGUCAGCAGAAAGAGACAGAAGGCGUGGAGAAAACUGGCAAUUGGGAACAUUUGAAUGUUGCAUGUUCACCGAGCGAGAUCAGCAAACUGCCGGAUGGAGGAGCGAAUUUCGAGAAGAACGAAGCCUUCUGGCGGGCGUAUGCGGACCACCUUCUCUGGAUUCCACGAGAAGCCGAUCUGCCAUGUCCGCCCUUUGCGCCAGACGAGCUGCCUGUGAAUACCAAUUGGCCUGCCAAGUUGCGCGAACAGCUAAAGCAGCGAUGGGCUUCCGCCAUCAAAGCUCGAAAUGGGCAGCAGUCCACACGUCCCUCGCCGCCAUCAGAAGGUCGGAAGCGGACUGCGUCGACGGCCUUCCCGGAUGGAGAAGAGCCUGUAGGAAACGAAGACCAAGCGGAUAAAGAAAUACCGCGGCGCAAGCGAGACAAAGGUGAUUCUACGUGCUCGGCUACGUACGUUCGCGACCGAUACAAAGCGUUCAUCGCAUCCGUACUACCGUGAGUGCAGCCGGCCUACACUCCAUCGCAUCUAAAGCGGCAAUCCACAAUGGUCGAGCUAUGCAACCGCCUGUCGGAGGAGUCGCGAACAAACCCGCAGUCAGCGAGGAUCUUCGACAGAUGCAUUUCCCAGCAAUCGAGCAUCUUUCAACAC
Molecule: messenger RNA, 1866 nt
Organism: Exophiala xenobiotica
Lineage: Eukaryota; Fungi; Ascomycota; Eurotiomycetes; Chaetothyriales; Herpotrichiellaceae
Exons: 5
Coding region: 1-1716 (571 amino acids)
Biological process (GO): protein phosphorylation
Molecular function (GO): protein kinase activity; ATP binding
Source: RefSeq, a predicted model, not a curated record